CAACACUCUUUUUCAUCAUGAAUUGAGAGCAUCCCACACAAGCUUCGAUCCAUGAUGGCAUUCAAAGGGAGAGUGAGACUCUGGAUUCUAGCUUUAGCUCUUCUUAACGUCUCCCUAUUCUCUAAAAUCAACGGAAUUUACGCCGACGAUGAUGAAGGGGCCGGAUUUGGGGGUGCUGGCGCCGGUUCCGGAGUUGGUGGGGCUGGGUUUGGGGGAGCUGGCGCCGGUUCCGGAGGUGGUGCGGCUGGGUUUGGGGGAGCCGCCGGAGCUGGAGUUGGUGGACGCAGUGGAGCUGGGUUUGGAGGUGGUGGGGCUGGGUUUGGCGGCGGCGGCGGCGGCGGCGGCGCUGGUGGUGGAGUAGGUGACCCUGGGAAAAUAGCCUCCGAAGCCUUGCUGUGUUUCAAUGAUAAAUACAUAUAUAGUAGGUGUGAAGAAUCAUGGAGAUUGAACGAGAAAGGGUACCUGAACGUGCCACCGGAGAAGACAGAAGAGUUCUGUGAAGGGCCAUGCGCGUCGGAGACAAGCUUGGUCCUGCACUGCAUCCAAAAAAUAUUCAGUGACUUCUUGUUCGCCAACAAGGCGACCAUAAACGACGUGGAGGCAACUGUCAAAGCAGGAUGUGGGUAUGGCCCUGAAAGAGGAGACUUCAAUGUGGUCGAGCACAUUCAGAAUUAUGAAGGAAGCAGCGGACGCAGGGCCUCCACUGUUCAAGUUAUAAUACUAAUAUGGGUGAUUUGCUUCAUCAUCAUGGUGCUCAACUGCUGAUACACUUGUCAAUUAGUUUGCCAGAGAGCUUGUUAAUUAAUUUGGUCAUUUGGUGUGUGCUGGCUAUUAUAAUGCAUGAUUCAAUUUUUUUUUAACUUUAAAUCUUGAGAUAUUCUAGUCUAUUAAUAGAAAUUAAAGAGGGUAUUUAUAUACUCA
This is a messenger RNA of Prosopis cineraria, 921 nucleotides long. RefSeq lists its product as uncharacterized. The record is from RefSeq and is a predicted model, not a curated record. Lineage: Eukaryota; Viridiplantae; Streptophyta; Magnoliopsida; Fabales; Fabaceae. Bases 52 to 765 code for a protein of 237 amino acids. The transcript is spliced from 4 exons.